GCUUGAGGAUAAAACCCUCAAAACCCUCGUUGAUGAACAAAAAAAGCUACGUUUUCAGUGUAAAAUAGAGACUGCCAAUUCGCAUUCGAGUUUGUGGAAUUUGACAGAAUGGCGAAUACUGCUGAUGUUGAUGCGCUAGACUUUGAGCCCGAUGACGAUGAUCUCAUGGAUGAAGACGCCGCCGUCGACGUCGAUGCUUCUUCUCCAAGCGCUGCUGCUCCUAUCCCUAAACUUAAAUCCGCUAUCACUGCUGGAUCUGCCGCCGCCCUCGCUUCUUCCGUUCCAAAGAAAAUUAAAGGCCGUGGUUUUCGCGAAGAAACAGACGCCGGCCGUAGUAAUCGUUUGUCUGGUCGUUUCGAUUCCCUUGAUUCCGAUGGCGGCCCUGGUCCUGAACGAUCAAUUGAGGGGUGGAUUAUUCUAGUUACUGGAGUGCAUGAAGAAGCACAAGAAGAUGACCUACAAAAUGCGUUUGGAGAAUUCGGGGAGAUCAAGAACUUGCAUUUAAAUCUUGAUCGUCGAACUGGAUUUGUGAAGGGUUAUGCACUCAUCGAAUAUGAAAAUUUUGAGGAAGCAGAGAAAGCUAUAACUUCAAUGGAUGGAGGUGAACUUCUCACUCAAGCCGUCAACGUUGAUUGGGCAUUCAGCAGAGGUCCUUUUAAAAGGAAAAAUAACAGGAGGAGAUCACCACGUGGGCAUCGCUCAAGAAGUCCUCAGAGGAGAUUUUGAUUUGGUAUGCUUCUGAAGCAACAGGGUGCGGAUUCGUUAUGAUUAACUUGAUCGAUGCUUGUAAUGUGUACUAGUAACUGCUUAUGCAGCAUGACUUUUUUUUCCUUCACAUUUUCUUUGUUUCCUUGCUUUUUAUCCUUGAAAUCUACUUCUCAAGGAUGGCUCUUCUUGUAGAAGUUGGUAGUUCUGUAAUUGAAGCCCUUUGGAUCAUGCUCUAACUACUAAGACAUGCUAUUGUUUUCA
This is a messenger RNA of Cynara cardunculus var. scolymus (artichoke), 969 nucleotides long. RefSeq names its product RNA-binding protein Y14A-like. The record is from RefSeq and is a predicted model, not a curated record. Lineage: Eukaryota; Viridiplantae; Streptophyta; Magnoliopsida; Asterales; Asteraceae. Gene Ontology annotation, molecular function: mRNA binding. The transcript has 4 exons. Gene Ontology annotation, biological process: RNA splicing. The coding region runs from base 109 to 726 and encodes 205 amino acids. Gene Ontology annotation, cellular component: nucleus; cytoplasm; exon-exon junction complex.